Molecule: messenger RNA, 1494 nt
Organism: Pangasianodon hypophthalmus (striped catfish)
Lineage: Eukaryota; Metazoa; Chordata; Actinopteri; Siluriformes; Pangasiidae
Product: transmembrane 6 superfamily member 1
Exons: 10
Coding region: 205-1323 (372 amino acids)
Cellular component (GO): lysosomal membrane
Source: RefSeq, a predicted model, not a curated record
UGAUUUGUCUUUGGUGUGUGAGUGUGUGUGAGUGUGUGUGAGUGUGUGUGAGUGUGUGUGUGUGUGUGCGACAGAGGCUACUGUUAAUCUCCAUACUGCCACACUGUACGCAGGAGCUGAAACUACAGAGACAAUCCGUGUGUUUGUGGUUUAGUUGUUGUGCAUAUUAGAUGAGUUAGUGUUUGUUAGGUGUGUUUGUGUAAAAUGUCAGCGCUGAACGCUUCCGCAGGGACGGCUGUAUUUGUCUUGUCUCUUUUAUCCGUGCCUUUGUCCUACAGCUUUAAUCACCUCAUCACAACGCAAAGUAUUGAGACUGUCCUUAUUGCUGCUGCGUCAGUUGUUGUCAUUUUAUCCCAUUUGGCUCGAGUUCUGCUGGACCGGAAAGCUCCGACUGACCCCCUGUUCUACGUGUAUGCUCUGUAUGCAUUAGUGAGUGUAGUGAACCUCAUAAUAGGCCUCGAGCAGGACGGCAUCAUCGACGGGUUCAUGACCUUUUACCUGAAACAGGCGAAUCCUCACAUUAACACGGCACACGGUCACAUGAUCUCAUACUGGGACGGCUGCGCUCACUAUCUGAUGUACCUGCUGAUGGUGGCUGCAAUAACAUGGGGGGAAAGUUACCGAGCGAUCGGCUUGUACUGGGUCGGUUCCUUCCUGAUGCAAAUCGUUGUUUACAUUCCAGGCAGUGUGGUGGGUAAAUAUGGUACUCAGCUGAAUGCUCUGUUUCUGCUCCACCUGCUCUACGUGUGUGUCUCUGUGUGGGCCUGUUUUAGAGUGUUUAACCAGCCUGCAACACGAGACCUACCACCAACAAAUGUUCAGUGUGAACAGAUGAAGUCGCUGUCACAGAGACCUGUGGAUUUGUUCUUGGUGCUCAGCCUCUUCAUAGCCAUGACCUUCUCCGUUCUCAGAGGGCUGGUGGUGCUGGACUGUCCUGCUGAUUGGUGUCGUGAUUAUGUGCUAAAUUAUGAACCAUACCUCAAAGACCCCUCAGCAUAUCCAACUGUACAGAUGUUAGUGAACAUGCUCUACUCCACACCGUGUGUUAUAAUGAUGAUAUAUGGACUGUGUGUUCCGGGUUGUGAUUGGCUGCCAGAUGUGAGUCUGGUGCACGCUGGGGCCAUGGCUCAGGCUCAGUUCUGUCACAUCGGAGCGUCGCUACACACUCGGACUCCCGUCACGUACCGCAUUCCAAACGAGCAACUGCUUUUCUUCUUCACCUUCAACCUGUUCUAUGCUUUAGUGCCUCAGGCCCUCAGUUACCGCUGCAUCAGCUGUCCUGCCUUCUUCAUCAGCAAAACCCAAAACAGCCGGACUGACUGACCCUCCCUACAGCACCUACUCAGGACCGACCCUCCCUACAGCGCCUCCUCAGGACUGACUCCCUACAGCGCCUCCUCAGGACUGACCCUCCCUACAGCGCCUCCUCAGGACCGACCCUCCCUACAGCGCCUCCUCAGGACUGACUCCCUACAGCGCCUCCUCAGGACUGAC